Sardina pilchardus (European sardine) is the source of this 8345-nucleotide messenger RNA. It is a transcript of the gene prdm11, whose product is annotated as PR domain containing 11. Gene Ontology annotation, molecular function: protein binding. The record is from RefSeq and is a predicted model, not a curated record. NCBI's taxonomy places the organism in Eukaryota, Metazoa, Chordata, Actinopteri, Clupeiformes, Clupeidae. Bases 271 to 3846 code for a protein of 1191 amino acids. The transcript has 10 exons.
GAUGGUGGUCAAAGCAGAGAGAAGCAGCUGACUCGUUACAAUAAUGUGAAAUGAUAAACUUUACAUCGCCCCGGACUAGUAAAAGCAGACAUUGCCACUGCGUCUAAGACCGGAUUGACCGAGCGCAAAGCUCCAGGGUCGUGCAUUAGAAAGUCCUGCACCGACCCCCCGACGGACUGCGGCUCCACAGAAGAGGGAAAGAGAGAGAUGCUCACCUUAGGUUACCCCCCCAGCUGAGACGAUGGUUUGAGUGGCCCAGGGCAUCCCGACAUGGCUGACCCCCCCUCCUUCAGCACACAAUCGUCUCCAGAGCAACCGCGGGACGGCAGCGUGAGCCACAUCUCAGAGCAGCCUGUGGACGAGUCCAGCAAGAGGCCGAGAGUGGACCAGGACUGCUGCACCGCCGACCUCCAGCAGGGGGCAGACUUGUGGUUCUGUGAAGAGUGUAAGGAGUUCUUCCUGGAGGAGUGUCCGUCUCAUGGGCCGCCCGUGUUUGUGCCGGACACCCCGGUGGCGGUGGGCGUGAGGGGCCGUGCGGCGCUCACGCUGCCCUCGGGGGUGCUGCUGCUGCAGGAGGGGGGCGGCCUGGACGUCUGCUGCGUGGACCAGGACAUCCCCAAGGGGGCGCUGUUCGGCCCCUACCAGGGAGAGAUGGUGUCCCACGACCAGCCCAGCAGCUGCUUCUCCUGGGUGAUUGUCGACAAGAACUCAUACAGAUGCAUCGAUGGCAGUGAUGAAUCUAAGGCCAACUGGAUGAGGUUCGUGCGGAGCUCGUCGGACGUCUCUGAUCGGAACUUGAGUGCGUUCCAGCACGGGGAGCAUAUCUACUUCCGCGUAUGUCGCCCCCUGGUGUCCGGAGAGCGGCUUCGCGUCUGGUACAGCGACGACUACCUGAGGAGGCUGCAGGACAUCUCACAGGACCGCAUCUUACACAACCUGGACACAGGGGCUGUCAAAUCUGAGGAGGCAGCUCCGAACCCAGACGAGUCCAAAGCUCCUCUGACUCCGAACCCAGACGAGUCCAAAGCUCCUCGGACUCCGAGCCCAGACGAGUCCAAAGGGCCGGUGCUGAGCCCAGACGAGUCCAAAGGCCCGGUGCUGAGGUCAGACGAGUCCAAAGGCCCGGUGCUGAGGUCAGACGAGUCCAAAGGGCCGGUGCUGAGGUCAGACGAGUCCAAAGGGCCGGUGCUGAGGUCGGCGCUGCACGGCCGCAGGGCUCCGCUGAAGGUCAGUGCGGCGGAGGAGGGGGAGGGGCCGCCGCAGGCCAAGAAGAAGAAGAUCGACCUCAUCUUCAAAGACGUGCUGGAGGCAUCUCUGGAGGCGUCGCAGCGCCAGGAGAGCCCUCUGGACAGCGCCGCCUUCCCCCUGACGAGGACCCGCGCCCACCUCCGCGCCCAACUGUGCCCGGCGCUUAGCAACAGCCUGCCGGCGCUGGAGACGGACUGCAAGGAUGGCGCCGCCCUGCUGGCGUUGGGGUCGGCGGAGUUUGACCUGAGCGCGCUGAAGAGGGAGGAGGAAGGGGAGGAUCCUGCCGACCCCGCCACUUCCUCCUUCUGCCCCAACUGCGUCAAGCUGCGGCUGCGGAUUCGCGAGCUGGAGGCGGAGUUACGACGACUCAGGGGCGAGGAGAGGGAGGAGCCAACAGCCCUACCGGAGCCUCACUGUGGGGACGAGCUGACAGUGGCGGAGGCCCUGACCCCUGUUCCGGUGGUUCUGGAGGACGAUGACCCGGACGUGGACUCGGCGGACGAGUCGCUCUCCGCCGACCUCAUGGUUGCCGCGGACGACCCGUCCAAGCUGCCCGCGGGUCCCGGCCGGCGGAUCCGGCGCUUCAAGCAGGAGUGGCUGAAGAAGUUCUGGUUCCUGCGCUACUCGGCCACGCUCAACGAGAUGUGGUGCCACGUGUGCCGUCAGUACACGGUCCAGUCGUCCCGCACCUCCGCCUUCAUCAUCGGCUCCAAGCAGUUCAAGAUCCACACCAUCAAGCUGCACAGCCAGAGCAACCUGCACAAGAAGUGCCUGCAGCUCUACAAGCUGCGCAUGCACCCCGAGAAGACGGAGGAGAUGUGCCGCAACAUGAUGCUGCUCUUCAACGCCGCCUACCACCUCGCCCUGGAGGGCCGGCCCUUCUCCGACCUCCGACCCCUCGCCCAGCUGCUGAAGAAGUGCGAGCUGAAGGUGGUGGACCAGUACAUGAACGAGGCCGACUGCCAGAUCCUGAUCCACCACAUCGCGCGCGCCUUCAGGGAGGACCUGGCCGAGCGGCUGCGGCUCUCGCCCUUCCUCAGCGUCAUCGUGGACGGCCGGCACGAGGAGCAGACGGCCGGCGACAGCGUGGCCGUCUACGUGCAGUUCCUGACCGGCGAGGGCGGCGCCGCCACCGAGUUCCUGUCGCUGCAGCCGCUGGCGGUGACCGGGCCGGACGGCUACGUGCAGGCGGUGGACCGAGCCUUCUCCGUGCUGGGGCUGCGGCUGCAGGAGAAGAUGCUGGUGGGGCUGGGCAUGGACGGGGUUAACGUGCCCUCCAGCCUGCGCGCCAGCGUCUACGUGGGCAUGCGCAAGGCGGCGCCGUGGGUGCUGUGCCUGCCCGUGAUGCUGCAGCGGCCGCAGAUGGAGGUGCUGGACGGCAUCAGCGGUAAAGAGCUGUGCUGCCUGGAGGAGCUGGAGAGCAACCUGAAGCAGCUGCUGAGCUUCUACCGCUACUCGCCGCGCAUGCUGCAGGAGCUACGCAGCGCCGCGCCCACGCUGGCCGACGAGACGCACUUCCUGGGCGACGUCCGCGCCGUGCGCUGGGUCAUCGGCGAGCCCAACGUGCUCAACGCCCUCAUCAAGGACUACCUGGAGGUGCUGGCGCACCUGAAGGACAUCAGCGGCCAGACGCAGCGGGCGGACGCCGCCGCCAUCGCGCUCUCGCUGCUGCAGUUCCUGAUGGACUACCAGUCGGUCAAGCUCAUCUACUUCCUGCUGGACAUCAUCGCCGUGCUGUCACGCCUCGCCUUCGUCUUCCAGGGGGACCACCUGCUGGUGUCUCAGGUGGACGCCCGCAUCGAGGAGGCCAUCCAGGAGAUCGGGCAGCUGGUGGACGUGCCCGGGGAGUACCUGCAGGAGUUCGAGGAGAACUUCCGCGAGAGCUUCAACGGCGUGGACCUGCAGAACCUGCGCGUGGCCGAGGCCAAGUUCCAGUCCAUCCGCCAGAAGAUCUGCCGGCGCAGCCAGGCCGUGCUGACCCAGAGGCUGGACCCACAGAGCCGACCCGUGGUGCAGGCGUGCCGCGUGCUGGACCUGACCUGCUGGCCUCACGGCCGCGACGAGCUGCAGGCCUUCGGCGAGGAGGAGAUCCAGCUGAUGUUCGCGCACCUGGAGAGCAUCCCGGCGCUGGGCAGUGCCACGCCUCACGAGCGGGUGGAUGCCCGCGGCAGCCUGGCGCAGGAGUGGCGCGACCUCAAGGCCGACUACUUCAGCAUGAGCGGCUUCCGCGAGGUGGCGGCCCACGUGUGUCGCUACCGGCAACGCUUCCCGCUGCUCCACCGGCUGGUGCAGGUGGUGCGAGUGCUGCCGUGCUCGAGCGCCUGCUGCGAUAAGGGUCACGCCGCACUGCAGAGACUCGCCCGCAACAGCCGCGCCCGCAUCGCCCCCGACAACCUCAACGACCUGCUCACCCUCGCCGUCAACGGACCGCCCAUCGCCAGCUUCGACGGCAAGCGCCCGCUGGACAGCUGGUUCGAGGAGAAGUCGGGGAGCGGCUACUCCCUCUCGGCCGAGAUGCUGAGCAGGAUGUCCAGCUCCGACCAGAAGGCCCUGCUGCACGGGGUGGACAUGACCGCAGACUUCUACCCGGACUGCUGAGAUACAUGAUGUUCUAUAGAAUACAGUAACAAUACUGCUGAGAUACAUGAUGUUCUAUAGAAUACAGUAACAAUACCCGAGAUACAUGAUGGUCUAUAGAAUACAGUAACAAUACCCUAGGCUUCUACCCGGACUGCUGAGAUACAUGAUGUUCUAUAGAAUACAGUAACAAUACCCUAGCUGAGAUACAUGAUGUUCUAUAGAAUACAGUAACAAUACCCUAGGCUUCCACCCGGACUGCUGAGAUACAUGAUGUUCUAUAGAAUACAGUAACAAUACCCUAGCUGAGAUACAUGAUGUUCUAUAGAAUACAGUAACAAUACCCUAGGCUUCCACCCGGACUGCUGAGAUACAUGAUCUCCUAUGGCUGACAUAUGAACACAUCAGAAUACAGUAACAAUACCCUAGAAUUCUACACAGCGCUCCAAAGCCAUCCUGAUUGGCCAGAUGAGACUGAUCAGAGCUGUGUGAUUGGCCAGAGGGGAGGAAGUGGCCAUGCUGCUAAGAGACGCUGUUGGUCAUCUGUCCCCUAGUGACCAGACACAAGCACAUGUGAAGUGCAGUGCUACCAUGUGCACAUGUUGUCCAAGCCCAAAGAGCGACAAUCCACUCGGCACACAUGGAUAUAUCAAAGAAUGCAGUUCCACCUAGUUCUCUAGUUCCAUCUAGUUCCACCUAGUUCCACCUAGUUCCACCUAGUUCUCUAGUUCCAUCUAGUUCCACCUAGUUCCACCUAGUUCCACCUAGUUCUCUAGUUCCAUCUAGUUCCACCUAGUUCUCUAGUUCUCUAGUUCUCUUGCGUUUGAAUGUCUCACAGCAGCGUUACUCUUCUGAGCCUGUUUAUAGUGGUUCCAUCCUAGUGUUCUCUUUUAUGCGUUGUUAAAACAUGUUGCUUUUUGCCAGUUUGUUCAUUGCACACACACACUUUGGUGAGAAAUGGCAGAGAGAGUCGAUCCUUAGAUAAUGUGCUCUCCAGCAGAGAGUCGAUCCUUAGAUAAUGUGUUCUCCAGCAGAGAGUCGAUCCUUAAAUAAUGUGUUCUCCAGCAGAGAGUCGAUCCUUAGAUAAUGUGUUCUCCAGCAGAGAGUCGAUCCUUAGAUAAUGUGUUCUCCAGCAGAGAGUCGAUCCUUAGAUAAUGUGUUCUCCAGCAGAGAGUCGAUCCUUAGAUAAUGUGUUCUCCAGCAGAGAGUCGAUCCUUAAAUAAUGUGUUCUCCAGCAGAGAGUCGAUCCUUAGAUAAUGUGUUCCUCUGCAGCCCCGAUGAGCACAGCAGCUCCACACCGCUGCUGUUGACAGCUUUGUACAGAUUACAUUUACUUCACAUGACUACAUCUGAAACAGAUUACAGAUUACAUUUACUUCACUUGACUACAUCUGAAACAGAUUACAGAUCACAUUUACUACACAUAGCUACAUCUGAAAUUGGUAGAGUACACAGUAUGAUGCAAUAGCUUUUCAAGAUGAUUUUGUUCAAAUCAAAAAGUUGAUGUUAAGUACAAUAAGCAUUUAACAACGUAAACAAUUAAUUUGUCGUUAUUUCACAUCGUAUAAGUAUAUUAUGAAUAGAGUGUUUGGUAAAGUCCAUUUGACAGUUUGUUUGUUUGUUUGUUUGUUUGAAUAUCUACCGUUAAAACUUUAAACAUGGGAAUGUGCCAAUAGCCAUGAAGAAUGCAACUUUAUGCUGAACUCGACAAAAAGCGCUCAGAAGCAAGACGCUAUUACUAUAAUGCCAUGUCUGAUUACUCUGUGUGUUACCUUGAACACGCUAUUACUAUAAUGCCAUGUCUGAUUACUCUGUGUGUUACCUUGAAAUUGCUAUAUUAUUCUUAGUAUGCUAUUCUUAUAUUAUUAUUACUCUUAGUAUGCGAUUAUUGUAUUAUACUAUUGUCAUCAUCUGCGUCCACGUUACCGGUAUGAUUGUGCUAUUUGUGCAUUUUGUUUUACUGCGGAAUGGAUCAUUUCGUUAUUGUCAUGUGACCAACCUCAUUGAAAUCUCUUGUGAAAUGUCAGUUUUGAGUCUUGUGAUUAUAGUCCAUCAGCCAUGCGUGCAGACUGGUAUGGUGCCAUGCUUACAGGGUGGUAUGGUGCUCCUGUUCCUCUGAUUGUAAAAUUCCCAAAGAAUGUUGUGAUUAUGCCGGUGUUGCACCUGUGCCAUGCGCCAGUCUUGCCAAGUGAAGACAGCCAAGCCAAGACGGAGCGUUUUUUAUGUGUUUUCCACGGAAUCCCGUCCUGUACGGAUACGGAACGCUCAGGAGGCCAGGAAUUCCAGGAAUUCCAGGAAUUCCUCGCCUAAUUUGCCAAAGUCCAGUUUCACUGGAGAUGAGAGCGUGAGGGCGCCAUGGAGUUUACGCUCUCUCUUCUAGAAGCUCUGAGCUGAGGGGGCGGAGCCUGCUCUGGUUUAGUCACGCUGUCAUCGUCAUGCCAACCAUCGUUAGACGCUGAUUAAUGUCAUCGUCAGGCCAACCAUCGUUAGACGCUGUUUAAUGUCAGUAAAAUGAAAGUUGACUUCAUGGAAUGUAGAAAAUAGAGAGACGCUGGUUGUGUCUGUGUGUGACAUGAAUGUGAAUGUUUGGUUAAUGGGCUCAGUUCUCUUGUGGUGUGGGUCUGUUGCACAUGGCUGGGGAUAAUGCACAAAGAAGGGCUUUUUGUCCCGUUGGCAAAGCGUGAUAUUGAAUGGUGCGCAGGCUUUCAUGCCUGCAACAGGCUGGUGGAUUGAUCCGCCAUGAAUGGGACAGCAGUCAAUGGUGCUGAUGGACUCGUGUGGAUGGCCAAAAUGUGACCGUGUUUUUAAUGCAAACUGCUAAACGCCAUUCAAAGGCAUACCACAUUUGGUUUUAAAAUGUUCAUGUUUUUGUUUACAGAUUUUAUUUUUGCCUUACGGAUCUGGUUUGUUUUGGAUGGAGAAUCUGUCAGGGAGCCACUCUGGGUGUGAUUCGGUGUAAUCUACAUGAUCGAUUCUGCCAGUGUGUGUGUGUGUGUGUGUGUGUGUGUGUGAGUGUGAUUCGGUGUAAUCUACAUGAUCGAUUCUGCCAGUGUUAGACAAAUUAAUAGAAAUGUUUCAAUGUUAACAGUUGUGUUGUUGUUAUGGCCACAAAGCAAUGCAAUAUGAUACAAACAAUAUCACAAAAAUUGUUUCUGAUUGAAAAUGACGUGAAUAAUAUAGAGAGUCAUGGAAUGGAUAUGAUUGGAAGAGUGAUUCCUCAUUCUUUACUCUUCUUCUUUUAAAACAACAAAUAUUAAAGAAAUACUGAAUGUUUUGCAACACUAAAUUGUCAAAUUGACGGAUUACAAAAAUUGAGCUAAAACAAUGAAGGAAAUUGAUUGUCCACUGAUGUGUAAAUCUGUUUCUGCUGCAUUUAAACAUCAUAAGAGGGUUUUGUUUUGAGUUGGCCACUUUAUUCCUUUUACCAAUAACAGUUUUUGAAAUUAGAAUACAACCAAGAGAACGGGACAAUUCUGUAAUUAUGAAACAUUAUGCAAAAUUAGAAUUGUGGAAGACUUUCUAUUAAUUUGCCCAACACUGUAUGUUUGUAUGUAUGUGUAGAUAUAUAUAUUGCGAUAGUGUCAUGGUUGUGGUGUGGUUUGGUGGUUAUGGUGAUGGUUGUGGUGUGGUGCUGAUGUGGUAUGCUUUUGGAUGGUGAGACUAGACUAUUGCCUCACAGUGAGGUAUGCCAGCAAGUACAUAAGCUUGAUCUUUUGAUACAGUUUUAUGAUCCUUGGAAGAUGCCAUUCCCCCUCCCACCAGUGUGUGUGUGUGUGUGUGGUGUGUGUGUGUGAGAGAGAGAGAGAGAUGAAGGCUGCUUGAGUUGACUGAGGCAGAGGCUUGAGACGUUAGGGUUAGGCAGAGGGGUUAACCCUGACGUAAGGACAUGUAGAGGGCCAGACUGUUCAGUAAAGUCAUGUGAGGUAAGUGUGUGUGUGUGUGUGUGUGUGUGUGUGUGAGUGUGAGCAUGAGGUGAGGCCAGACUGUUCAGUAAAGCCAUUUGAAUGUUGCUGGAAAUUAAACUUUAGUGGCAGAUCAGGUCGUCAUGGUUACUUUCCUCCUGGUUUGCCAUAAUAUUGCACCUGUUCUUCUCCCUCUAUCCGUACCAAACAUCUGUCCAUUGUUGAUUUCGUUGCGUACCAAACAUCUGUCCAUUGUUGAUUUUAUUGCGUACCAAACAUCUGUCCAUUGUUGAUUUUAUUGUGUACCAAACAUCUAUCCAUUGUUGAUUUUAUUGCAUACAAAACAUCUGUCCAUUGUUGAUUUUAUUGUGUGUUCAUUUUAUUGAUCAUAGCUUGGUCUUUGUUGUGACCAUAUUGCAUUUAUGUUUUUUAGUAUUGGUACCUUUAUUUUUUCCUGUUAUUUUAUACUUCAUACAAAAUUGUGAAAUGUCCUCAUACAGUGAGCCAAAAGAAUUCAGUGACCCAGUCAGUGUUUGGAUGGGGCUUCAUAUGAACUCCUAUCAGAAUGAGCCUCCCAAUGGCCAUGCUGACCCACGAGAGGAGCUGGGCAGAGGGAGU